AUGAAAAAAGACUUCCCUCGCUUGACUUGUUCAUCCGCUAACCCGAAAUCAGUUUCCGUCCCCAAAACAUCUGUGCUGCUAAUCACGACACUGACUGAGAUGACGUCUGAAUGUGAUCUGGAUGUGUUUGUAAAUGAUCAAUUAGAAAUUGAGAAGCACAAAAAUAAGAAGUUGAAUCCAAUUUCAGGAAAUAAAUUAAAAAAGAGAAAAAAAAAGAAGCUCAAAGCAGAACUUUAA
Clunio marinus is the source of this 237-nucleotide messenger RNA. The record is from the annotation of a GenBank genome assembly. NCBI's taxonomy places the organism in Eukaryota, Metazoa, Arthropoda, Insecta, Diptera, Chironomidae.